AUUAUUCUGCAUUUUACACUAAAAAAUUUCACUAUAUAAUGAAUAAAUAAUAAAUUUUGCAUAUUAUUUAUAAAAAAAACUACAUAAAAGUUCAGAUAUUAUAUAAUAAAAUGUAAAUGUAAAAAUAAUAUUAAAUAAAUCAUUGCUAAUACAAUAUUUAAAAAAAAAUUUUUUUUACUUGUAUAUCAACUUUAAUUCUGUUCACUUGACUUUAAAAAUAUCAAUUUGUUGGAACAAAUGUAAUUAUCAAGAACAAGUUACAAUGAGACGGCAAGACAUUCUACUUAAGCAUAUAUAAUAUGCAGGAAAAAAAAUUUAUAUGCACUUGUACAUGCGCAAUUCAGCCAAGUGCGAGAAACUUUUUAAACUAUUCUCUCUCAGUUUGCGUGAAAUCGUCUUUCCAUCAUCUUCUAUAAUAAUUAUUUAUGCAUAUAAUGGAUGGCAAAGAGUCUCUGAAUUAUUUUAUGAAAUUCAGUCGAAUGACUCUUCAAUUACUUGGAGUAUGGCCCGAUCCUGAUAAAAAUAAAUAUUUAGCAACUUUUCAUUUUUUCGCAAUGGCAGUGUAUUUAUUUUCAUUUGUAAUUUUAGCACAAACAAUACAAUUAAUUAUCAUUUGGGGUGAUUUAGAUGCAAUGUCUGAAAUUUUAGCUUGUGCAUUACUAUUAAUAUUAGUUGCCAUGGCAAAAAUGACAUGCCUCUGGUGCUAUAGAAAAAGAAUGAUAAAACUUCUUGCCUUUAUUAUUCAGGAUUGGAACAAUGCAAAAUCACAUGAAGAACAGAAUAUAAUGCUCGAAUAUAAUCAAUUUAGCAAGAAAAUAUCGCAAAUUUAUAUUUUAAUGGCAUUUACAACAAGUGUUGCACGUUUUUUUCAAAUUUCAUAUAUCAAUGCUGAUGUUUGGUUCACAAAUUAUUCAAAUGCAACUCGAAUAUUAACGGUUGCCGCCUACUUUCCAUUUGAUUGGAAUUACAGUCCUGUUUUUGAAAUUACAUAUAUGUUGGAUUAUACAGCAGCACUUUUAGGAAAUCUAUGCAACGCUGGUACAGAUAGUCUCUUUUCACAAAUUGGUUUUCAUUAUGCCGCUCAAUUUCGAAUUUUGCAUUUAAAUAUUAUUAAUAUCGCCAUCGAUGGAAGCAGUAAACAUUUUAAAGUUAAUUUUAAAAAAAGACUAUGUUACAUCGUUCAAAAGCACGAACAUAUUAACAGAUGUCUGGGAAUGCUUGAAGAUACAUUCUGUUUCAUGUUGCUUGUGCAAUUAUUGUCGCACAGUAUCCUCUUUUGCGUCCAAGGUUAUCAACUAAUUUUAUAUCUAACAGAUAAUGAUUCCAAAUCGGUUCUAUUGGAUUCAAUAUUUAUGAUUAUUUACCUUAUUUAUAUGUUAGGAAACUCAUAUAUUUAUUGUUACGUUUCUGAAAUUCUUCAAGAGGAGAGUCUUACUAUAGGAUUAUCCGCCUAUAAAUGCGAAUGGUUUUCUUUAUCACCAAAAAUGGCGAGAAAUCUUUUAUUUAUUAUUCAACGUUGUCGAAGACCUGUUAAAUUUACAGCCGCUAAAAUCUAUGAGAUGAACAUGCAAAAAUUUGGAAGCAUUUUGAAAACUUCCAUGGGAUACUUAUCAUUAUUAAUAUGCUUUGCAUCAACUUUUCAUUCAGAACAAUUAGCAAUGUUUCACUUUUAUUUAAUGGCAGCAUAUCAAUUCAUCGGUGUUAUUCUAGUGCAAACUAUUAAAUUAAUUAUUAUAUGGGGAGAUGUGGAUACAAUGAGUGAAAUUCUCACAUGUGCAUUAUUACUUGUUUUAUGUGGUUUGGCAAAAAUAAUUGCUCUUUGGUAUUAUAGAAAAAAAUUAUUGGAUGUUCUUUCGACUAUUAUUCAAGACUGGAACAAUUCAAAGACACAAGAGGAACUCGAUAUAUUAAAAAGUCAUGGUUAUUUGAGUAAAAAAAUAUCUUUUAUCUACAUUUCUAUGGCGAUGAGCGCGAGUAUAACACGUGCAUGUCAAUUGACAUAUAUGAAUGCAGAUUUUUGGUUUAAACGUCAUUUAAAUGCAACUCAUUAUUUAUCAAUGGAAGCAUAUUUUCCAUACGACACUGAACCAAGUCCAAUUUUUGAAAUAACAUUUGUUGUCGAUUAUAUGGCGGCAUUCUUUGGAAAUCUAAGCAAUUGCGGUACUGACAGUUUAUUCAUUCAAAUUGGAUUUCAUUUUACUGCUGUAUUUCGAAUUUUACAUUUAAAAUUAAUGAAUAUCGCCACGGAGAUAAAAAAUGGAAAAGUCGAUUUUAAAGAUAAAUUGCGUCAAAUUAUUGAAAAACAUGAGGAUAUUAAUAGAGGUCUUGGACUUCUUCAAGAUAUAUUCUCAAAAAUGCUAAUGGUUCAAUUAAUGGCUCACAGCAUCCUUUUUUGCAUGCAGGGUUAUCAACUAAUUCUUUAUUUAACAGAUGAAAAUUCAGGAACCGUUCUAUUUGAUGCAAUUUUUAUGGUCGCCUAUCUAAUGUACAUGUUGCUGAAUUCGUUUAUUUACUGCUACGUCUCAGAAGAAUUAAAAAAUGCUAGUAUAAAACUUGGAGAAUCAGCCUACAGUUGUAAAUGGUUUCAUUUGUCACCUCAAAAUGCAAGAAAUUUUAUUAUUAUUAUUUUACGAUGUAGAAAACCAAUGGAAUUAACGGCCGCUAAGUUUUAUGUAAUGAAUAUGGAAAAGUUUAGCAGCAUUUUAAAGACGUCACUGGGAUAUCUAUCAUUGCUACUUACAUUGAAAAAAGCCUUAUAGGGGAAAAUAAUUUAGUCUUCAUUAUAUAGAAAUAUAGAAAAUAUAUA
Leptopilina boulardi is the source of this 2806-nucleotide messenger RNA. RefSeq lists its product as uncharacterized. Gene Ontology annotation, molecular function: odorant binding; olfactory receptor activity. Gene Ontology annotation, cellular component: plasma membrane. Gene Ontology annotation, biological process: detection of chemical stimulus involved in sensory perception of smell; sensory perception of smell. The record is from RefSeq and is a predicted model, not a curated record. The transcript is spliced from 14 exons. NCBI's taxonomy places the organism in Eukaryota, Metazoa, Arthropoda, Insecta, Hymenoptera, Figitidae. The coding region runs from base 426 to 2759 and encodes 777 amino acids.